GUUUGCCGCUAGAAAACGGAUUACACGCCUUUGUCUUUUUGGUUAAUUUUUGCUGGAAAUUUUGCUGUCUGGUAAAUCCUCGGACAACAAACCGCAAUUAAAGGAACCAUGUUUGGUUUUUCCUUUUAGUUAUGCUCUGGUUAAGUAAGAUUCAGGAAGACAGAUUAAUUUAAAUCUAACAGCAGUUCAAAGACUGCUUGCCGAAUUAUAAUGCUAAUUGUCACCGUUUGUUGCAUCUGUGCUAAAAUAAAUCCAUAACCUAAAUUCUUUUCCACUCUCUCAACUCAGCCGUUAAAUUACGUUACCGAACAUUAGUUACCUGAAAACCACAAGUGAGGAACCGAAACAUUAGCACAAAAAAAAAAAAAAAAAAAUAAAAUACAAUUUUUUUGUAACUGCUUUUAUUUAAAGUAAAAAAUGCCGAUUACCCGAAGUGCAGAAAACAUUCCAGCUCUGUCUGCAGUGGCUAAAGAGUCAUGUGACUGUGCCAUUUGUCAAGAAACAAUGACUGAAAUGCAAGACUGUGUAAUUACUUUGUGCAACCACGUAUAUCACCGGGAAUGUAUAGGAACUUGGCUUGAAAAGCAACACGAAUGUCCUUGUUGCAAAAGAUUAUGUCAUGUUAAAGACUGCAUACCAAUUACCCUCAAGCCGGCUGAGCAAAGCUUUCAAAGUAGACAAGGUACCAAUUUGCGAGGGCGCGGGCAUAGACAAUUAACUCGCAAUAGGCGUCGUAAUAACCCUCCCAGCUCCCAGUCGUUAAUAGAAGGUGAUAACAAUCAGCAAGUUGCGCAAAGCCCUCGUUCCCUAAACCUGUCCAUGCCAGUAGGUGAUUCAGUCGAUAGGGAUGUAACUAACGUCUCCAAUACGCAACGUAACCUAAAUAAUCAAGUUCGCGACUCUGGUGCCGUAGUGGAUUCCGAUCGAAUAUCACAAAUGGUAGAAGAAAACGUUAGGAGAAUUUUAGCUGGGUUAAAUCUCGACCAAGAUAGGUUACAAACCCAGGCUUACAUACGCCAAUCUAACGACCCUCGUUACCUUGCUAAUAGUAAUAAUAUUACUAACCCGAAUUGUUCGAACCUUCGUACGGAUAAAGUGAUAAAUAUAAUACAGCAUUGGAAUAUAAAAUAUAAUGGAUCCUCCAAGGAAUUAACUGUAGAAGAAUUUCUCUAUCGUGUUAGAGCUCUCACAGAGAUUCACUUGAACGGAGACUUCAAUUUACUAUGUAAACAUAUACCUUUGCUUCUAACCGGAAAGGCCCGCGAAUGGUAUUGGCGCUUUCAUAAGCAAAAUGAAAUUAUCGAGUGGCAAGAUUUUUGUGCUGCCAUACGGUACCAAUAUAGAGAUUAUAGGUCCAAUUUUGAUAUCAGGGAACAAAUUAGAAGUCGAAAACAAAAGCCCGCCGUGUUCGAAAAUAGGAUCGAUAAUAGAUUGUAUGCCAAAGUUAAGUUCUUAGACUUUGAGGAGUUAGGCCUACUGGACACCGGUGCCAAUGUUUCCUGUGUGGGAACAGAUUUGGCGAAAACAGAUUUUUCUAAAUAUUCGCAGUUUCAUCCCUUAAAUACCACGGUAAAAACCGCUGACGGAAUAGACUUUUGGAAAGAAUUCGACUUGGCCCCAGGUUUGAUUUCUUGCAUAUCGGCUGGUCAAUUCUCUUCGGUUGAUACCAUCACUAAUAGUGGUGUAGACACCGUUGAAAUCAGCAAAGAUAAAUCUGAGAAUACUGACGGCAACUUCCCUCUUACAAAACUGCAACAGCAUCAAUUAGAAUGUGUAAAAACUAUGUUCCCGAGUUUUGAAACGCAAGGAUUAGGUCGCACGCCCUUAAUAAAGCAUACGAUUGACGUGGAGGAUGCCAAACCAGUUAAGCAACGGUUCUACCCAGUCAGCCCAAACGUUGAAAAACUGAUGUUCGACGAGGUUGACCGAAUGCUAGACUUAGGUGUUAUUCAAACCUCAAGCAGUCCCUGGAGCUCACCAAUGCGACUAGUUGUAAAACCCG
Rhagoletis pomonella (apple maggot) is the source of this 2002-nucleotide messenger RNA. RefSeq lists its product as uncharacterized. The transcript is spliced from 3 exons. NCBI's taxonomy places the organism in Eukaryota, Metazoa, Arthropoda, Insecta, Diptera, Tephritidae. The record is from RefSeq and is a predicted model, not a curated record. The annotation marks the transcript as partial.